Molecule: messenger RNA, 1587 nt
Organism: Penicillium atrosanguineum
Lineage: Eukaryota; Fungi; Ascomycota; Eurotiomycetes; Eurotiales; Aspergillaceae
Product: glycosyl hydrolase family 79 C-terminal domain-containing protein
Exons: 3
Coding region: 1-1587 (528 amino acids)
Source: RefSeq, a predicted model, not a curated record
AUGCUCCAAAUGUUCUGGAAAUACGGAUUCUUGCUGGUCCUUCCUAGAGUUAUUAAGGACUUGAAUCAAGCUGCCGUUGAUACUUUUAUCGUGGUUCCAAAGAGCACCCCCAGCAAUGCAUUAUUCGUUCCCGCCGACUUUUUUGGCUUCGGCUUUGAGUCUGGCUUUUUGCCAUACUACAAUAAUGAUUUCUCUCGCAAUGUUGUCACUUCCAUUCAAGCUCGCAUGAGUCAACCACUGGUAAUCCGAGUCGGUGGUACAAGCGGGGAUAAUAUCACCGUUCAUCAAGACCAAAAGGAGGCUUCACAUUGCACGUCCGAUCGCUGCAACAGCUUAAGCCACUUCGAUAUUGGACUAAGUUAUUUCGACACUUUUACACAGUUUCCAAAUGCUUCAUGGACUGUUCAGGCCCCGAUGGGUGUACAUUUCAACAUAACGAACACAAUGACCUAUUUACGACACGCGUGGAACGCAAUCGGAAAAGAUCGUGUGUCGGCUAUUGCACUUGGAAAUGAGCCAAAUUGGUAUCCUAUGCAGGAUAAAAGCUACGACUAUGCAGCCUAUACCAAAGAUGCGAUUGAAAUUGAAGAUAGAGUCAUUAAGGAUUUUGCACUAGAAGGCGACGAUCGCAGAAUAUUUCAGGUUGGAGAAAUUGCCAGCGAAGCAGUUUCUUCUGAUUUUAAUUUGCUCGGCAUUCUACAAGGUCGCCUCGGGCGCAAUGGGCGUACAAAAUAUGCUGCGGAGCAUUUCUACCAACAUGCGAAGACAGGAGUGGCAAAAAGCUACUUUACUGUUGAUGUACUUCAGGAUUUCCUGAUGAGCCAUGCCGACAUCCUAGGUCACUUGCUGCCGUAUGCAAAAGUUGUCGAUUGGAUCAAGGAGAAGAAAAGGCCAUACUCUCUGGUUCUUUCCGAGGUGGGAUCUGCUAUCGGUGGCAGCCCCAUCUCUUUCGGCGGUGGCUUCGGGGCCGCGAUCUGGGCCGUUGACUUUCAUCUCGCAUCCAUGUCCCGCGGCGUAAAGAGGAUAUGCAACACCAUGGGCCCGGACUCAACACACUCGUUCUGGCUCCCCAGCGAGACUGGGCGCCAACCCACAGGCCCUGCUGUGCAAGGGAUCUUUCCAUCGGCUGCAUUUAUUGCCGACUUCGUAGGCAGAAGUGACACUCUGGGUAAGGUCAGUAAUCUGACUUCAAACUUUCAGUACCUCAGUGCAUAUGCUAUGUAUAAUCUCAAUUCCGAUAAGCCCACACGGGUCGCAUUGAUCAAUCUUCGCGAGUGGCAUGAGAGUGACACACCUGCCUUGAGUCCCACACGUGGGUUUUACAAUGUCACACUCAGAUUCGGCGAUGGACUAAAGACUGUCACUGUGAAACGAAUGCACUCUGAGAGUGGAUCAUUAGCCAGAGGUUUUGACCAGGGUGGUCACAGGGAGAAUGUGACGUGGGCAGGGGAGCAAUGGAGCUACAAAGUUGACAAGGGCAAAGGUCAUUUUGUCUCUGGUCUUCAAGAGGAAAAAUUGAAUGUUAAUCAAGGGAGCGCCCAUAUCAUUGUGCACGACACUGAGGCGGUAAUGGUCUUUUUGAGUUAG